Molecule: messenger RNA, 333 nt
Organism: Striga asiatica
Lineage: Eukaryota; Viridiplantae; Streptophyta; Magnoliopsida; Lamiales; Orobanchaceae
Source: the annotation of a GenBank genome assembly
AUGGCUGCCCUUGGUCACUUGAAAUGGCACUGCGAUGUCUCGCGGCUGGGAGGUAGCAGCGGCUAUAGGUCGCCGGUGAUUUGGACUCGGCUGCUGCUGCACGCGUUCACGGGGUGCAGUGGUUGGUUGUGGAUUUUCAUCCACUGGGACGUCGUGAACGAGAAUCUGCACUUCAACUUUUUCGAGGAAAAAUUGGGAAAUCAGGCUUCUCGGAUGUUCUAUUCGACGGCAAACCGGAUCGACGGCCGGGCGACGCCGUUUCUGAACGAUUACAAUACGAUUGAGGACAGCCGUGAUGGGGCUUCGUCCCCGGCUAGCCCUCAGCAAAGAUAG